Messenger RNA from Tarenaya hassleriana, 3254 nucleotides. Its product is annotated as AP-1 complex subunit gamma-1. Gene Ontology annotation, biological process: Golgi to vacuole transport; receptor-mediated endocytosis; intracellular protein transport. NCBI's taxonomy places the organism in Eukaryota, Viridiplantae, Streptophyta, Magnoliopsida, Brassicales, Cleomaceae. The record is from RefSeq and is a predicted model, not a curated record. The transcript has 18 exons. Gene Ontology annotation, molecular function: clathrin-cargo adaptor activity. Gene Ontology annotation, cellular component: Golgi apparatus; AP-1 adaptor complex; membrane coat. Bases 219 to 2858 code for a protein of 879 amino acids.
AAAAUUUAAUACAAAAACAAUAAAGAAAAAUAAAACCAACAUCCUGCGUCGACGCUGAGAUCCAAAUCCUCACUCUUUCUUCGAUCGUCUUGAUUCAGAAAAGUCGGAACUCCGGCAAGCCAAUCGGAAUAUUCUGUCAAAUCGGUUGUGCUCGGUCUAUCCCAUUCCAGUUUCGUCCUGAAAUUUCCCGGCGUGAAGGUUUAAACCCUGACCCAAUAAUGAACCCCUUUUCUUCCGGUACCCGUCUAAGGGACAUGAUCCGAUCUAUACGAGCAUGCAAGACAGCGGCCGAGGAGCGUGCUGUUGUAAGAAAAGAGUGUGCAGAUAUCCGUGCAUCCAUUAACGAAGAUGAUCCACAUUAUAGGCAUCGUAACCUUGCAAAGCUCAUGUUCAUACACAUGCUGGGUUACCCAACACACUUUGGGCAGAUGGAAUGCUUGAAAUUGAUUGCUUCUGCUGGGUUUCCCGAGAAAAGGAUCGGAUAUCUUGGCCUAAUGUUGCUUCUUGAUGAGAGACAAGAAGUCUUGAUGUUGGUCACGAACUCAUUGAAGCAAGAUCUUAACCACUCAAACCAGUAUGUUGUAGGACUUGCCCUUUGUGCUUUAGGAAACAUUUGUUCAGCAGAAAUGGCGCGUGAUCUUGCACCAGAAGUGGAAAGACUACUCCAGUUUCGUGACCCAAAUAUUCGUAAAAAGGCAGCACUGUGCUCCGUUAGAAUAGUGAGGAAAGUUCCCGAUCUUGCAGAAAACUUUGUAAAUACUGCUGCUUCAUUACUGAAAGAAAAGCAUCAUGGAGUUCUCAUAACAGGAGUUCAACUUUGUUAUGAGCUAUGUAAAAUCAGUGAUGAAGCUCUCGAAUACUUUAGAAAGAGAUGUACUGAAGGCCUGGUAAAAACUUUGAGGGAUAUUGCAAAUAGUUCAUAUCAGCCAGAGUAUGAUGUUGCGGGGAUCACAGAUCCUUUUCUUCACAUACGACUGCUUAAACUCCUGCGAGUUUUGGGCCAGGGUGAUGCUGAUGCUAGUGAUCUGAUGACUGACAUACUUGCCCAGGUGGCAACAAAAACAGAGUCAAAUAAAAAUGCGGGAAAUGCCGUUCUUUAUGAAUGUGUUGACACGAUCAUGGGCAUUGAAGACACUAGUAGCUUGCGUGUGCUUGCUAUCAAUAUCUUGGGAAAGUUCCUAUCUAAUCGUGACAAUAAUAUCAGAUAUGUUGCAUUGAACAUGUUGAUGAAAGCAAUCUCAUUCGAUGACCAAGCAGUGCAAAGGCACAGAGCUACAAUAUUGGAAUGUGUUAAGGAUUCGGAUGCCUCUAUUCGGAAAAGAGCACUUGAGCUUGUAUAUCUUUUGGUAAACGAGAAUAAUGCCAAGCAACUGGCUAAGGAGCUAAUUGAUUAUUUGGAAGUCAGUGACCAAGAAUUUAAGGAGGAUCUCUGUGCAAAAAUUUGCUCUAUCGUUGAAAGGUUUUCUCCAGAAAAAAUCUGGUACAUUGAUCAGAUGCUCAAGGUUUUGUCCGAGGCUGGAAAUUUUGUGAAAGAUGAUGUGUGGCAUGCACUUAUUGUCGUGAUAAGCAAUGCAUCUGAACUUCAUGGAUAUACAGUCAGGGCGUUGUACAGAGCACUCAUGACAUAUUCAGAACAGGAAACUCUUGUUCGAGUAGCUAUAUGGUGCAUUGGAGAAUACGGUGAUCUGUUGAUCAACAACGGGGGGAUGCUUAAUAUUGAAGAUCCUAUAACAGUAGCUGAAAGCGAUGCAGUAGACGUUGUUGAGGCUGCUAUUAAACGUCACAACUCAGAUAUGACUACAAGAGCAAUGGCUUUGGUUUCUCUGUUGAAGCUCUCAUCCCGUUUCCCAUCUUGCUCGGAGAGGAUUAAAGACAUAAUCGCAAAGCAGAAAGGCAGCCUUCUCCUGGAAUUGCAGCAGAGGGCUAUUGAAUUCAAUUCUAUUAUUGAGAGGCAUAAGAAUAUCAGGUCUUCUCUUGUCGAGAGAAUGCCGGUACUGGAUGAGGCGACCUUCAAUGGAAGGAGGGCUGGCUCUCUACCUACAUCGGUUUCAUCAACCAGCAAGCCUUCGGUUAAUCUUCCAAAUGGUGUCACCAAACCUUAUGCAUCUCCUCUCGUGGACUUACUGGACCUGAGUUCUGACGAUGUUCCAGCAGCAACUAGUUCAUCUGGUGGAGAUUUCCUUCAAGAUCUUCUUGGUGUUGACUUAGGUUCAUCCGCUGCACUAUCAAUUUCAGACCAAACCCAAGCUCCAAAAGCAGGGACAGAUCUAUUGCUGGAUCUUCUGUCAAUUGGAUCGCCUCCUGUUGCACAGAACAGUUCAGCAUCUCCUGAUCUCUUGUCAGCUGCUAAGGACAAUAAUAAAUCCUCUGCUGCCUUGUUGGAUGUACUUUCAUCACCCACUCCACCCUCAUCAACACCGGCCGUGCCUGCUGGUAUGGUUGAUUUGUUGGAUGGCCUUUCUGCAAACCCAUCAAAGCAGGAGGAAAAGGGUUCAUCAUAUCCACCUGUUGUCAUCUAUGAGAGCAGCUCCGUGAAAAUUGAGUUCUGCUUUUCGAAGACACCUGGGAAUCCACAGACGACAAACAUCCAGGCUACUUUUGUUAAUUUAUCUCCAAAUACUUGCACAGAUUUUCUUUUCCAGGCCGCUGUUCCAAAGUUCCUCCAGCUGCAUUUGGAUCCAGCUAGCAGUAACACACUCCCCGCAAGUGGCAACGGUGCCAUCACACAGAAUCUAAGAGUCACUAACAGCCAGCACGGAAAGAAAUCCCUUGUUAUGCGUAUAAGGAUGGGGUACAAGGUGGAUGGAAAGGAUGUACUUGAAGAAGGACAGAUCAACAACUUCCCUCGUGGGUUAUGAGCACAGGAUUUGAUACUUACAGCUCCAUGGCCGAGUUUUUCUAUCAACCAAGUUAAGAAGAUGGUCCGGCUUCUAUCUGUUAUUGCGUCAAGAACAUCAUUCUCAUUCCAAUUCUUCAAUCGGCUCGAGAAACAGGUAUGGGCGUGUUGUUUGGGUUUUGAGUUGUAGGGUUUUUGUUCAUCAAAAAGAAAGUUCCAAACUUUGCGGUCGGAAAGUGAUAUGAGGAGAUGAGAUUUGCAGAAGCUCCGUAUUGUUCCUUAGUCAUGUCUGAAACAAGAUGGUGUAACCUUUGUAUUCAGUCACCCACAGUUUGGUCUUGCAAAACAAAAUUUUGGAUUUUGGGAUUACAUCAUAGUUCCCCUUUUAUGUAAUUCGUCCCAAAUGAUUUUGUGGUGA